This is a messenger RNA of Pimephales promelas (fathead minnow), 6763 nucleotides long. RefSeq lists its product as uncharacterized. The record is from RefSeq and is a predicted model, not a curated record. Lineage: Eukaryota; Metazoa; Chordata; Actinopteri; Cypriniformes; Leuciscidae.
UGUAUUGUUUCUAUGCGUGUGUGGUGUGUUUUUGGAGAGUGAGCUCGUGGGCUGGACCAUUGAGCUUUAGUUUGAGUAGCUCAUAGCUGAAAUCAAAUAUAUUAAAACAGUUUUAUUAUUUUAAUUUGUUACGUUGAUGCGACGUAAACAGCAUUACAUCUGCAUGAUUGUGUGCGCGAACUAACGUGUUAGUGACACGGCUCGCCUGGCCCGCUAGCGGCUCACCGAGCAACUUGUGGCUGUUGUACGUCACUAGCCGCCAACCGUUGGAAAAUGGGCAAAAACCGCAAGCGUUUGAAAGGUAAUGUAAAUACUCCGAUUACGGGACCUAGACCACCGCAUGGCAUGCCAGCACCAGCACCACCUCCUCCUCACGGCGGGUUCCGCGGUCCUGCUCCUAUCCGCCCGAUGGGCCCACCUGGACAGAGGUUCCCUGGGCCCCAUCCAGGCUUCGGACCCCCAAACCCCAGAAUGAUGAUGAUGAUGGAUAACAUGGAAGGGGACAGACGGUUUAUGCAUGAAACACAGGGAUUCAUGAUGCAUAAUGAGCCUUGCUACCCGAUGGACUUUGCCAACAGACAUGAGUUCCACCAUCAGGCUUUUGACGGUCCUGGUCCGCGUUUCGAGUUUGGGAACCGACCACAAGGACCGCGGUUCUACCGUCCAGAGCUUGACUGUGCACCGCAGUUCCGUUCCCCGGAGUUUUGUGAACGACCUCCAGACUUCUGUCCGCCUGAGUUUAUGGGAAGACCCUCGAACUUCCAUCCGUCUGAAUAUGAGGGCGGACCAGGUUUCCACGGGAUGAAUCCUGGGUUCGACCAAAUGGAGCAGUAUGGCCCAAGAGACCCUCAGUUUGCGCCACAGAUGGAUGUACAUGCCAAUCAUGCUUUUGGAGAGAGAGGAGGGUUCCAACAAGGACCUCCACUAGAUUUCCGAGGCCCAGGUCCAGUUCAGCCACAACCUGAGGCGUUCAAUGCCACUAGCAUGCCUCUCCCUGGAAAUGCCUGUCCACCCCAACCUCCGAAGAAGAUCGAUCAGCCGGCACCAAAAGACACGAAGACAGAACCUCCCAAAUCGAUGGCAUCAAAGAUAUCAGCGUUCAAGAAAAUCUCUGCAAACACUCCUCGUGGACGCUCAUUGGGAAUCAUUUCAUUCAUUGGCAAUAAUUGUGGUUUCAUUGAACGGGAGGAUUUGAAGAAGUUCUCUUUUGUUUUUGAUGCCUUUUUUGGACAACGAGCUGACUUGGUGCCUGGGGUUAAAGUGCAUUUCACAGUAGUGAAAAAUUUGGGAAAAGAAUGUGCGGUUGACGUGAAAGUGGCACCAGGAGGAACAGAUGACAUUGACAGUACGGUGUAUGAGGGCGUAGUUCUCACAGUCCUUCCUGAAGGCAAUGUCAAGGAGGCUAAUCCUGGUCGCAUCAGGACCAUUAUCUCUACGGAUCCCAUUAAACUGCCCUUCGGCAAAGCGGACACCAAUAUAACUCUGCUACUGUAUGAUCGUGUGGAGUUCCAGUUGCUGACUAAUCUUAUUACCAAGGAACAAAGAGCCACAAACAUCAAACCAAAAACACCAGACACGUUUCAGCUCACCAAAGAAAUCAGGGAGACUGGUGUGGUCAUGAACAAGAGCGAAGGGACCCUGACCAUCAUGACGAAGAAACAUGAUAGCCUGACGGCUUCUGCUGCUGACCAUUUAUCAGAUGAUGAGUUGAAUGUCAUGGAUGCAGUGGAGCUCACUGUUUUGACUGUGAAUGACACCAAGAAGGCCAUCCGACUCAAAAAGCUUCCUGAGGGCUCUGUGACCUUUAAUCAACAAGCAAAAAGCAACGAAGACAAGUGGAAGCCUGUGACCAUGGAGGCUGGUUCUGAAGAGUCAGUCUCUUUCGACGUAAGCAGUGUGAAAUACGAGGGGACGAUUGCCAAAGUCGCCCCAAAGAAAAGCCCAACCCAAGAAAAGGAGCAGAUGGACAAGCAAGAGCCCACUUUGGGUCUUCUGCUCUCCACAGUGGAGGGCACUGAGAAACGCUUACCUUUUAGAUCAGGUGACGUGAUCACAAAGGCCACCAUGAUGAUCGGUGACAAGGUCCAGUUCAACAUUUCCACCAACAGCUUAACCAAGGAGGAGUGGGCGGCCAAUGUAGAGAUCCUGCCAGAAACUUUCCAGACAGACUCAGAAGAGCAGCGGAAGAUAGGGCUUGUUGUCAAGCUGGAUGAUAAUUUUGGGUUCAUCAAGACACCACAGGACCCGCAACUAAUUUUUGACAAAAGUGAGGUUAUGGAGGACACCAAACUCGCUUUGUUUGAGAAGGUUGAAUUUACAGUAGUACCGAAUGAAGCGGCUGAAGGGGGAAAUCACGCUGUUAGAGUCAGAAGGCUGAAUGAAAGCGUCUUCACAUCGGCACCAAAAUUAGAGGCCUUUGGGGUAAAAGAGAAGAAGAAAAUGACCAUCAAAUUGCUGAAGGAUCCAAAAGAAUAUAUGAAGGUAGAGGUCAAAACAGAGGACAAAAGCAGUGAAUCAAUGGAUGUAGGCAAGCCAAACAAGGGAAAAGACAAGGCACCACCAUCUUUGUCAUCUGUAAAAGAUCUGAAGAAGGAAAGUGAAAUUAAACAAGAGAGGACCACAGCCAAAGGGGAUAGAGUGCGGAGCAGAAGCAGGGAAAGUAGUCGUCGUAGGUAUAGUCGAAGCAGAAGCAGAAGCAGAGAAAGUGGCAGACGCAGAUAUAGUCGCAGCAGAAGCCGGAGCCGAGACCGAAGUAGGAGCUACUACAGCAGACACCAUAGCUCCAGCCGUGAUAGGAGGGAGGGUCGAUACAGACGCAGUCAUAGCAAAGAGCGCCGACGGAGUUGCAGUCGCAGCAGAAGCAGAAGCAAAGAAAGAGGCACCCGAAGUGCCAGGAAGAGAAGCCACAGCCCAGCCGACAGAUACGAUCGCUAUGCCAAACAAAGCAGUAGUAAAGAUUCAAGCAACAAAAACAGAGCUAAAACCCCUGACAAUGUAGAUGAUGAAAUAUUAAGGAAAAAGAGAGAGCUAAUGGAACUCAACGAAAUGAUUGCACGUAAGAAAGCUAUUGUUGCUAUGGAGCAAAAUGCAAAAAAAAUUGAACCUGAGCUUGAGAUCGAUGGAAAAAGUGGAAUUACAACAUUUGAUUAUCAACAUGUGCAUCGUGAAAACAUGUGGACGCCAGACCUAAAACCAGUGAAGUCCAUCUUGAAGAAACAGUCUGAACCUCAAACUGAUCAUCAAUCUCAGGCUUCUGCAAGCAAGGAAACUACUGCUCCAUUUUCAAAGAGUGAAAGUCAAGAGAUGCAAAUGGGAUACCGUCAACAGACUAGUGCUUUUGGCUCAAAUAGACCUGGCUCCUCUACAUUUGAAAGUCAUUCUGAGAGGACUAUGUCCAGUGUGUGGCCUGAGAAGAUGGCUUUACCUCAGGUUGAGGAUGCAGAAUUGCUGAGAAAAAAGAAGCAAUUGGAUGAACUCAGUGAGUCCAUAGCACGCAAAAGAGCGAUUUUUGCCUUGGAACAGAAGGUCAAAGUUGGACGGGAAGUGUCUGAAACGGAAGCAGAAUAUGAGUUUGAAUCGCACACAGAUGACAAAUUUGUAAUGUCUAAAGGGAACCUGUGGAGCUCGGAAAUGAAACCUGAUGUUCAACCGAAAAAAUCGAUUUUGAAGAAACGCUCAGAGAUUCUCAGCUCUCAGAGUGAUGCAACCUCAGUUGAUGAAUAUGGUCAACCAUGUCAGGAUGAUUCUACUUUUACAAAGAUACCUUCUCUGACGACAGCAACUUUGCCAUUCAACAGGCCCUCAAACCCACAGCCCAUUCAUCCUGGUACAUUUGGCUUUUUCAAGCAGAUCAUAAACGAGUCUUUAGCAGCCACACAAGUCAGUGAAUCGCCGCCUUUUAACAAGCUAGCAAUCCCACAGCCACAUGCGCAAGCCUCCAGUUCAAGGUCUUUGCAUGACCAGAACUCUUCCAACGUGUCCAAAGGUAACAAUUCUCAUGAUGGCCAACAGAGGGCAACAUCUCACCAGCCUCCUGACCAUUCUCAGAGCAGUAACCCUUCAACAAGUCAGACUUCACCAUCAGGUCAACAGCGCAAUCUUACAACUCAAAUGGAACGAUUCCUUAGUGCUCUCAACAAGGCUGACACCAGUAUUGUUAACUCAUUGUUUCAAGAGGCAAGAAAGGAUCUGUCUUCAAUGAAUACACAGAACCCCCCUCAACCACAUUUAGACAGAAACAUACCCUUCAUGGAUGAGAUAUAUGAUCCUUUUAAGGAAGAUGAAGACAACGACCAGCCUUCCGCUAAGGGUAAACUAAGGUCUGGCCAAGAACGAGGUAAAAACCCUAUGAACACUGAAACCUGUUUGAAUGACCCUAGAAAAGAUGACCUUUUACCUCAUGAAAGAGCUGUUCAAGAUGGUUGUGGCUUUUCUAAACUUGUUGGAAUGAAGUAUGGUGUGGAUCCUACUGCAAAAGCUGAAAAGAAUAGUCCAUAUGGGCAGCCGAUGGUUUCAGAAAAUUGGAACAUGCAUAAAGAUCCAAAUCAGUUUUCUGAGCAAUGGAAUCAGUAUGAAGAGGGCAUUGAUCCGUAUGCGACACAGCACGAACAAUACACUGAUGAUCACAGUCGGUAUAGGGAGCGUAGUCAGUCUGUUGAAUACCAGAAUGUCAACCCCAAUGUCCUGGUUUCUUGUGUAGAGGACAGAGAGACGCCUGAUAGUAGUUUUGACAGAAGCUUAGCUCGUCAGCAGUCCGAAGAAAGCAAUGAGGAGAAAGAAAGGAAGUCAGAGAACUUUGAAAAAAUUCAGAGUCUUCUGCAGACAAUAGGACUUCAUCUAGACACAGCAGAGGUUAGCAAAUUAGCUGACAGGACACAAGAACGGUUGUAUGGCAAAAUGAGAAAACCUUACAGUGCUACAUCUCACUCCUAUGAUCAAAAAAGGGAGCGAUCAGUGAGCCAAUCAGAGCAAAGGGGUAGUAGUAGUAGGGCAGAUUCCUCAGACUCUGAACGUGUCCGAUCUGUUUCCCCAGCUCAGUCCUCAAACCGUAAGGUUUACAUGAGCUAUAAGGACACUGUAAAAUACAAAGACAAGCUCAAAGGGGAAGAUGUAGACCUAACUAGCAUUAAGAGAACCGUAGUGAAUUUGAAACCAGCAACAGACCAGCAAGAUCCUUGCGAAACUUCGUCUGAGCAGUCCGUGGUUUCUCAAGUUCCGUUCCAACCAGUGUCCGGUUUAAGCACAGUUCAACCCGAUAGUUCCCAGUAUGCCGCAAAUCCCAAUGUUCCCACCUAUCCUGCUUCCCAAUAUUUCCAAUACCAAAGCAGUGACCAACAGUUUUGGGGUCUGGCUCCUGGUAUGUACCCUUAUGCCACUGUACCUCCAUCCCCUAAUUUAGGUUAUGCUAGUGGGCUCCAAGCAAUGCCUCCACAUAUGAUGGCGGCUUAUAGCUCGUACACUGCACAAAUGGCCAGUCCAUAUUCUGUGCCGCCUACACAGUCCAUGCCAUAUCCUUAUGGUCCUCCACCUACUCACAACCCUCUCCACCUCUCCUCAAUGGGCGAUUCCUACAAUAACCAAGCGGCUAAGCAAAUCCCAACAAAGCCUGUUAGGUGCCUCAAAACAAUAAAAACAGUCCCAACAGUUCAAACCGUUCAAACUGUUAAAGCAAGUCCUGCCAGCGUACUUGUUAGCGUACAGCCUACAGAAGACAAUCAAGCAAAAAGUACACCGGAGGAAGCCCAGAAUAAACAAGUUGCUACCAUAACAGAAGACGACAUCAAAGCUAAGCAGAAGAAACGGCUUGAACAGUUUAACCAGAGAAUGAAGCUGAAGAAAGAGCAGCAAAUGGAAGCCCAGCGAGCACGUGGACAAAAUCGGAAUUCGUCUACAGGAAAAAUUUCCCCCAGUGAGAUAAAGAAUGUGUGGAUAUGUGGCCACUCUCUUGUGUUUUGGGCUGAGAAGAGGGCGACUUCGCCUGAGUUUGGAGUGCAGUUGGGCAUGCACCCGAACUGUGUGCGCGUUUGCUGGAAGGGCGUGCAGGGCAUGACGUGGCAGCAGCUUGUACCUUUGCUGCUCCAGCUCAAAGACAACUGGCCCAAACCGGAUGUGCUUAUAAUCCACUUGGGUGGAAAUGACAUUUCCACCACCUCCCCAGAAGCCUUUAUUUCGACUGUGAAGAAAGAUAUGACCUCGUUGAAGAGCAUAUUCCCCCAAUGCCUGCUGGUGUGGUCCAGCAUCCUUUACAGACAGUCCUGGAGGGGUACAGAAGAUAGCAAAGAAAUGGAUGUCAUUCGUAUGACCAUUAAUGACUGCGUACAAAACAUGAUGCUGGGACUGAGUGGCACUUCUUUGAGCCACAGCAACAUAAGUCCUUUUUUGGGACACUACAGACCAGAUGGGGUUCACCUCUCUGGGAAGGGCAUUGAUAUCUUCAAUCUCAACCUACAGGAUUUUCUGGAGAAAUGGGAGCGUGAGACGAAUAAGACAGAGACAUCUGACCCAGCAGUUUUAGAGUCCUGAAACGGUUUGUUCAGCUAAUGCAGCUAUCAACUUGUACAGUGCCAUGUCUGUUUUUUUUUUUUGUUUUGUUUUUUUCUCUUCAAAUUUUAUUGUUAUACAGUUUAUGUAGAAUGAAAUCAUUUCUUUUCUAUACAUGCAUAUUACAAAAAUAUUUUGAAAAUGUUAGACUUGAGUUUUUACUUGUUCUGUUUUAUAAAUUUAGUUUAAUGACAAAUAAAGACGAGACAAUUGAAUCACCUUA